This is a messenger RNA of Hydractinia symbiolongicarpus, 2569 nucleotides long. RefSeq lists its product as uncharacterized. The transcript is spliced from 6 exons. NCBI's taxonomy places the organism in Eukaryota, Metazoa, Cnidaria, Hydrozoa, Anthoathecata, Hydractiniidae. Bases 739 to 1941 code for a protein of 400 amino acids. The record is from RefSeq and is a predicted model, not a curated record.
GUUUUUGCUGUGACGGGAUAACAAAGGGUUGUACACUAUGUUUUUAAUUUGACUAGAGCUUCAGUAGAGUUGUAUUUUGAAAAAUAUAUUACACCAGAAGCACUAUAAUGUUUAUUGCGCUUAACUCGAUUCACGACAUACUGCAUACCUGUACUAAAGCACUUCACCUGACGGUGUCGCACAGUUUGCGGUUUUUCAUAAGCGGUUCUAAGGGUGUUCAACAACAGUUACUUGUGGCUUCACCCGGCGUUUAGACGCGGGUCUUCCGGCUAGUUCCAACAUUAUUCUUACGCAUGUUCUUAUAUAUUGCAAUCUAACAAGUUUUUCUUUAUUAACUGUAAUUUAUAUAAAAUGCAAAUUUUUUCCUCUCAUGGUGUUUCUUAGUUUCCCAGCCCCCUAAACUCACCCCUAUAGUUCGAUUGAAAAAUGUUAUCUGAAAUAAAAACGUUUCAUUAUAGAAAGCAUUUAAAAUGAAAUUUCACUUUUUCUUUCUUUAUUACAAUUGUAAGCAAUUAUGGUUAAAUUACGAUACAAUAAAUAAACGCAAUUGUUAAAGUAAGAAAGAACUUUGACAUUAUCUCAGACAAAAUGACAGCCUUAGAAGGUGUAAAAAAGAAGAACCUUUAUAUUUGUUUAACAGUUUUGGUAAUGUUGAAAACAGCAAUGUCUGGGUCAGUUGAAGCUAUUACAAGAAAGAAAGAAACACUUGUUAACACAACUGCAGAAUUAAGUUGAAAAAUGGAAACUAAUCAGCCAAAAGAAACUUUAUUUGGUGUCCAAUUGUAUGAAGCUGGUGUGCUAGUAAUAGAUGACAAGUCUGGAACAGUAACCGAGGCUGGUAAAAGAGAAUUUGGUGGUAGAUUAUCAGCAAGCCUUUUAAAUGAUAUAUAUAAAAUGUUCAUCAAAAAAAUCCGAUACAAUGAAGUGAAGUCUUUUACAUUAUUAGCUGUAUUCAACACGGCGUCAGGUGUUAUUGCUGUUAAUCAUACUGCAUCUAUCACGAAUGUUAAAGGUGGACCUGACGUAUGUGGGAUCUCUCUAAAGUCAAGUUACAUUGUCAAUGAAGGAAAAGAAUUAUCUUUCCUAAGCGAGGUUUGUGGAAAUCCAAAACCUAUUUUGACUUGGAAAAUGGAGAACGAACUAGGGUAUUCAUAUUCUACCGACAUUCGAUACAUGGAAACUUUUACAAGGCGCUAUCGAUAUAUUUAUAGAACUCACAGCUCUCUUACUCGUAAACAUUGUGGAACAAAGAUUAUUUUCAAUGCUAAUGGUGCGAAUGAAAUGAUUACAGGAGAAGCAGUAAUUAGUGUAACAUUUUGGCCUCGAAAAAUCCGGAAAGUAAUCUUUUACAGAGAUAAUGAUUGUGUAAAUGGUACAUGGACAAGUGAAGCAACUGGAAAUUGUGCACUGACUUACCAUAUUCAUUUUGGUGAAAAAAGUGGUAUUCAUAAUACAACCGACACACAUUACGCUCUAUGCAACAUAUUUAAUAUUUCCAAUGUAGUUAUUUGGGCUUCAUACAAAUAUAAACACGGCCAGAAAACAAAAGUGAAUAUCAGUUUAACAACUCCAGUACCAUCUACAAAGGCCGCAGAUACUUGUAAACAUCCUAUACCGUUUGAAGUGAAAAGUUUGGAUACCAAGAAAUUUUUGGUAACAAUAAUUAUAACGCUGGUUAUCACGCAAAUAGCAAAUAUAUGUAUUUAUGGGUUUAAGAAGCUCAGAGGAACUGGAGGUAAUAGUAGAAAUAAGCAAAGCACAAGAAAAGACGACGGAACUAAAGAUAGCCAAGAUUAUGAAUUAUUUCCUACAACAACAUCUCAUUAUACAGGCCUUCAAUUGGAAGCAAGAGAGGAAAUUGUUUAUGCCGAUUUAUCACCAACAACAGUCAAUGAGUAUUCAGAAAUUGGAACAGAAAAUAUGUCAAAACAAACUUAUUAAUUUCAGCAUACAUUAUACAUGCUUUGUACACUAAACAUCUUAAGUGGUUUAUUAAUAAUUAUACCUGGUCUUAUGGUUACAGUAUUCGUGAUAUUCCUGACAGUAGAAAAGUUUGUCCGGUUUGUUCACACGUUCAAAUCACGGAAAAAUAGUAGAAAAUUUGAAACUAGUUGUCAGUUGUUAGUACGCUAACUUAAAAUGCCCUUGAAAAUUUGGGUUAGGGAAAUUCAGACGUUGGUGCUUCCCCAAAUUAAGAUACAUGUCUAGGGAAAAUAAAGUUAGUUUAAACAUUUCUUGCAAGUCUCGGAGGACAGCGACAACCAAAGCAUCAAGAAAAGGGACUAGAUUAGGGUACAGCAUCAAGCAUACAAUAGGCGCUCAAUUAAUUUUAUUUUCUUCAUUUUCAUUUUCUAAAAUCUUUAUAUUUUUUGAAUAUUUGUUUUCUGUUUGUUUUCAAUGUUAAGAUAAAUAUAUUGUCCUGUUUUUUAGCUACGUGCAGAUGCACCAGUUUUAGGAUUUUGGGCUAUAGGAACAAAUAUUGUGAAGGCUAGCUAGCUAGCUACAGCCUUACUUUUUACCAUUCUGUUUGGUAUAGGAGCUUUUUAUCCGAUCCAACAUUUUUUAUGUU